CCACGCUUUCUAUACGCUCGUUAAACCAACAUGGCCGGCGGAGCGACUGCAUUUAGCCAUUCCGCGGUGGCUGACGAGUAGUGGGGGAGGACUGCUGCUUGAUCUGUGCAGCGGGAAGGUAAACGAACCGCGGCUGAGAGAGCUAUAUUCUUUAGCUCCGCUGAAUCUCGUUCAUUGAAUCUAUCAUUGACCGGAGCUGUACAUUCUGAUGAUUGAUGUCGUUGAAAUAAGAGGAACGGGCGUACUCUUUAGAGCUUAUUAUUUCAGCAAUACCUCACUUUGGUAGCUCUCCCGGGCCGCUUACCUCAUUCUACAAUUCAAAGUCCGGUUAGAGAUAUCGCUGCUGGUUCGCCCUUUUACGUCCGUAGCGAGAUUGGAGCAGUCAAGAACACAUCUUCCUUCCAACAGCUUCGCGGACUCGCAAGAAACAGGCUCACAAUGGUCCUGGAAUCUCGCUGGUCAUUUCCUAUACCGCAGGUGUCGUUACCGACAUUUAUCUUCGAAUCGCCCACCGCCGACCUCCCAAAGACGCCGGCUUUCAUCUCAGCGCGUGAGCCAGAGAAGCACUAUCUGUCAACCAGCGACUACCGUCUCUAUGCGCAACGACUCGCUUCCGGGCUCCUGCGGUCUGGCCUCCACCCGGGAGACCGCGUGCUUCUCUACUCCGGCAACACGCUGUUCUUCCCUUCGGUGGUUAUGGGCGUGAUCAUGGCAGACGCCGUGUUCACUGGCGCGAACCCGACAUACGUGACCAGAGAGCUAGCAUAUCAACUACGAGAUUCUGGAGCCCGGUAUCUGAUCUGUGCGGAAGGGAGCCUGGAGACGGGUCUAGCAGCCGCGAAAGAAGUCAACAUGCGCCCCGACCGUAUCUUCGUUUUCGAUGAUGGAGUCGCUACCUUUGAGGGUAAGACAGUGGAGAAAGAUACGCCCGAAGGGAAAGUGCGACACUGGACAACGCUUCUCGACUCAGAAGAAAAAGGCCGAGCGUACCACUGGCCAGACCUACGAACCGACGAUGAACUCGACCGAAUCAUCGCGCUGAACUACAGUUCCGGCACCACGGGCGUAGCAAAAGGCGUCAUGAUAACACACAAGAACUACGUCGCCAACUGCACUCAACAACUCCACAUGUCAAAGCAAUCCCCGGAGUUCGAGGCCCGGCUUCAGCGCCAGCGCGGCCUCUGCUUCCUGCCCAUGUACCAUGCCAUGGCGCAGGCUAUCUUCUGCGUUAACGCCGCGGUGCUGCGGAUCCCGGUUUACAUGAUGCCCAAGUUCGACUUCCUGGAGAUGCUGGAAUGCAUCCAGAAAUACCGCAUCACAGACCUCGCUCUAGUCCCACCGGUCGUAGUAGCAAUGGCGAAACAUCCCGCGGUCCGGAAAUUCGACCUGAGCUCUGUGGAGCGCGUCGGCUCUGGCGCUGCGCCUCUGGGCCGAGAAGUGUGCGAGGAAUUCGAGAAGCUGUGGCCGGAUGGCCGCAUCAACGUAAAGCAGGGCUGGGGAAUGACCGAGCUGACGUGCGCCGCUACAACGUUCCAUCCGGAAAAGGUCUCGCUCAGUUUCUCGAUUGGCGAGCUGUUACCGAAUUGUCAGGCCAAGGUUGUGCUGGACGACGAGGGCAAGGUCGAAGCGAAGCAGGGCGAGCGCGGGGAGAUAUGGAUCAAGGGACCAAAUGUGAUGAAAGGAUACUGGGGCAAGCCGGAGGCCACUAGAGAGACCAUUACGCCGGAUGGAUGGCUCAAGACAGGAGAUGUGGCGUACUUCGACGAGGAGAACCAUUUCUACAUAGUCGAUCGGAAGAAGGAGUUGAUCAAGGUCAAGGGUCUCCAGGUCGCUCCGGCCGAGCUUGAGGCUCUACUGCUGGAUCAUCCGGAGGUCCAGGACGCUGCAGUCAUCGGCGUGACAAUCACCGGCGAAGAGCUUCCACGAGCGUACAUUGUACCACAGGCGGAGGAGAAAGCUACUCCUGAAAUCGCACACAAUAUCAAAGAGUGGCUUGCUGGGCGGGUGUCCAAGGCUAAGCGACUGGAAGGCGGUGUUCAUUUCAUCGAUGCGAUCCCUAAGAACCCGUCAGGGAAGAUCAUGCGAAGGCAAUUGAGGGAGCUGGCUGCCAAAGAGAAGCCGAAAGCGAAGUUGUAAUGGGGAUGGCGGGGAUGUGCGGGGUCUGCAUAAGAGCUUGGCCGGAAACGCAUAGAGAGGUGGCAUGUUGUGGGUAGUGGCCAGCGAUAGCAGCCGGAGUGGCGGUCUUCUCGAGAGUCGGGCUCUGUAACGGUAGACGUAGAGAUUGUAACACAGAAACAAAUGAGGGUAUAGCGGAGGCAAAUUCCCA
Messenger RNA from Trematosphaeria pertusa, 2326 nucleotides. Its product is annotated as 4-coumarate-CoA ligase-like protein. Bases 439 to 2136 code for a protein of 565 amino acids. Gene Ontology annotation, biological process: secondary metabolic process. The transcript has 5 exons. Gene Ontology annotation, molecular function: CoA-ligase activity. NCBI's taxonomy places the organism in Eukaryota, Fungi, Ascomycota, Dothideomycetes, Pleosporales, Trematosphaeriaceae. The record is from RefSeq and is a predicted model, not a curated record.